This is a messenger RNA of Dipodomys spectabilis (banner-tailed kangaroo rat), 1297 nucleotides long. RefSeq names its product cyclin Q (gene Ccnq). The coding region runs from base 125 to 877 and encodes 250 amino acids. The record is from RefSeq and is a predicted model, not a curated record. Gene Ontology annotation, biological process: regulation of transcription by RNA polymerase II. The transcript is spliced from 5 exons. Lineage: Eukaryota; Metazoa; Chordata; Mammalia; Rodentia; Heteromyidae. Gene Ontology annotation, cellular component: nucleus. Gene Ontology annotation, molecular function: cyclin-dependent protein serine/threonine kinase regulator activity.
GGCGGGCCGGCCCUGCCGGAGCGGGACGCUUGUAUAGGCCACUGGGAUCCCGGGUUCGGGCCUUAGCGCGCCGGCGGUGUUACUCCUUUGAAUAGGGGUUCGUGGGGUCACGGGACAGGGCCUCAUGGAGGCUGCUAGCACGGACACCUGCGAAAAAGGGGCCGAGGUGUUGGGGGCCGAGGGGUUGCCGGUGCCCAAGGCGAGGGUACACUUCGAAGUUACGAAGUUCAUCAUGGAGGCAGGUAUCAAACUAGGAAUGCGGUCCAUUCCCAUAGCCACUGCAUGCACCAUUUACCAUAAGUUCUUUGGCGAGGUCAACUUGGAUGCUUAUGACCCUUACCUGGUUGCCAUAUCUUCCAUCUACUUGGCUGGCAAAGUGGAGGAGCAGCACCUGCGUACUCGGGACAUCAUCAACGUGUCCAACAGGCAUUUUAACCCGGGCAGCAAGCCCUUGGAACUGAACUCACGAUUCUGGGCGCUCCGAGACAGCAUCGUGCAAUGUGAACUCCUUAUAUUGAGAGUUCUGCGCUUCCAGGUCUCCUUCCAGCAUCCACACAAGUACCUGCUUCACUACCUGAUUUCCCUGAAGAACUGGCUGAAUCGUUACACCUGGCAGCGGACUCCCAUCUCUGUCACAGCCUGGGCGCUGCUGCGGGAUAGCUACCAUGGAGGGCUGUGCCUCCGAUUCCAGGCUCAGCACCUAGCUGUGGCAGUGCUGUACCUGGCUCUACAUAUCUAUGGAGUUGAGGUGCCUGCUGAGUCCGAGAGUGAAAAGCCAUGGUGGCAGGUGCUUAGUGACGACCUUACCAAGCCAAUCAUUGAUAAUAUUGUGUCUGAUCUCAUUCAGAUUUAUUCCAUGGACACAGGGAUCCCCUAGCCCUGGCCCAGGCCUGCCCAAAGAGAAGCCAGGAUGGUCGGCUGCCUGGGGAUGGUGCCGCUAUGUUGCUGUGACGGCCAGUCCUGGGUGACUGGUUACACUGCUGGAGACGGGCUGGUGAAGGUGAUGACAUGCUGCGCCCUUGACUGUCCCCAGCAGCCUGGGUCCAGAGGAUGGCAAGACCGCGCCUCCAGCGGGCAGGCUGAGGGGUCAGGUCAUGUGACUGUCCUGAUGUGACCGCAUCUGUCCUUUCCCUUUGACAUGACUCUGACUGCGACGGAGGUGGGGAGUCACUGGCAGGAAAGUCAAAGAACAGAAGGGACUGCACUCCUUGGGCUUUUUUUAAAAGCCAGAUUUAUAGGAAGUAUGAAUGUGCAAGAUAGAUGGAAUUUUAUUUUGUGUAAUAAAAAUGAUGCAAAU